CCAUUAGUGCAGAGUGAACUACAUGUAGUCGUCCUACUCACGGUGGCAAGACGUUACAUUUGAAAUUUAACCGUUGAUUUUGAAUAAUAACGGCGUUUAGAGAUGGUUGAGAUGGAAGUGGACCCGUUUGAAGAGCCAGUGGAGUGGUCCUACCUCCCCGCGGAGAUUGUGGUGCAGGUGUUCUCGUAUUUAAAUGAGCAGGACCGGGCGAACGCGGCGAUCACGUGCAGCCGCUGGCACGGUCUCCACUCCCACCCGUCACUGUGGAGGCACCGCUCCUUCAACCUCGGAAACACUGCAGAAUUUCACAGAACCUGUGACAUGCUGAGGCAGUAUCCACUGAAGCUGGCAUUUUAUCUGAAAUCGUUCGAGGCAGAGUACCCGGAAAUCGCUAGGGGCGCUCAUAGGAUGCACCAUUGCAAGAGAAUACAGAAAACCAUGACCACCUUCCUGUCACGACUCAGGGGCAAGGCACAACUGCGCACGCUCAAACUACGUCACUUCGAGCUGCACCGACGGACGUGGCAAAACAGGAGUGCAGACCUGGUACGGUCCAUCGCGUGGUUCCUGCGCAGUCAGGGCCGACUCCGCUGGGUGGAGCUGCAGGGCAUGUCCGCUACACCAGAGCACGGACUGCGCAUGUUCAGUAGUCUGAGCAGGCGCAGUGGGGCCAACAUUCGAUUUCUCAACAUACAGGACUUCUUCUGUACAGCCCAAGCAAUCUACGCGCUACCGGAGUUCCAUCAGCUGUUCAAGCGGUUUCGCCACCUGUCGGUUCUGUACCUGAACUACAACUGCGUGUCCGACGAGCUCCUGACGACUCUGGCUGAAACGUGCGCGGGAAGUCUCACUGAUAUGAACAUCAAGGUGUUCCAUAUGGAUCCGCACUUCCAGCGCAUCUGGAGCAUGUCGUGGCACGCCCUCCGCAGCGCAUGCCCGAAGCUGCAGGUCACAUUUACCUUCGAGCGCGUGCUGCUCUACCAGGACGUGAAACAGUGCCUCCUUCCCGACAUGCCGCUCACCAACCUGGAGGUACGACUGUAAACAACUUUUUCGAAA
This is a messenger RNA of Branchiostoma floridae (Florida lancelet), 1059 nucleotides long. Its product is annotated as F-box only protein 39-like. Lineage: Eukaryota; Metazoa; Chordata; Leptocardii; Amphioxiformes; Branchiostomatidae. Gene Ontology annotation, molecular function: protein binding. Bases 103 to 1044 code for a protein of 313 amino acids. Gene Ontology annotation, biological process: SCF-dependent proteasomal ubiquitin-dependent protein catabolic process; positive regulation of protein ubiquitination. The record is from RefSeq and is a predicted model, not a curated record. Gene Ontology annotation, cellular component: SCF ubiquitin ligase complex. The transcript is spliced from 6 exons.